AUGAGGACUCCUCUCGUCAUCCUGCUGGCUGCUGUCCUGUGCGUGCAACAAGCUUAUCCAUUCAUGUGCUACAUUUGCCAAGAGCAGGAGUCCAACAAGGACUGUUUGACCAUUUCCAUGUGCUCAGAGGAGGACAAAUACUGCGUGACCGUGCGGAAGGACGUCAGAACGAAGCCCAACAAGCCCAAAUACAUCAUCUCCAAGAUGUGCUCUCCGACGUGUCCAGCAGCAAGUCAGCAACAAAGCUCUCAGAGGGUUUCUUGCUGUACAAAACCCUUGUGCAACGUGAAUGAAGCCAGCAGCAAGAAAAGCAGCUUUGGAGUGAUGUCCCUGGCUGUCCUGGCCAGUGUCACCUACAUCUUUGCACGUGGACUGUGA
Messenger RNA from Chiroxiphia lanceolata (lance-tailed manakin), 378 nucleotides. Its product is annotated as lymphocyte antigen 6E-like. Gene Ontology annotation, molecular function: acetylcholine receptor inhibitor activity. NCBI's taxonomy places the organism in Eukaryota, Metazoa, Chordata, Aves, Passeriformes, Pipridae. The record is from RefSeq and is a predicted model, not a curated record. The coding region runs from base 1 to 378 and encodes 125 amino acids. The transcript is spliced from 3 exons.